AUGUAUUCAUAUGGAUCUCAUAAUAUUCGAACACCUUCAACAGAAUCAAUUAAUCUAUUUUGGGAUGAUCAACUUAAUCAACGAUUAUAUAUGAUAUUUUUAUAUUUUUCUAAUUCAUUAUCACCUCAAGAAUUUGACCUGGUUGCUAUUGAAGAUGAAAAAAAUGAUAAAAAAUAUGUUAAUAUAAAAGAGCCAUUUUAUGAAAAACAUUAUCAUCAAAUUUUUCAAUAUACUAAUGUAUCAUUGCCACCUAAUGUUGCUUAUUUUCUUAUUAAUAGAAUAUUUCGUCUUAUUAAUCCAACAAAAGCUGAAAAUAUAGAAUUUCCGGAAGAAAUAUUUUUUCAUGAUAGAAUAAGUCUUGAACCAGCAGUAGAUAAAGUUUAUGAACGUUUUGUUAUUCAAAUAAUUUUUAAAGGAUUUGUUUUAUGUGAAAAAAUUAAAGAAAGAUAUUCAUGUAUACCAAUAAAUUUAUUUACAUCUAAUUCAAAAGUUUAUUGGUGUACUAUAUUACCAGGUUCAAUAUUUUUAUGGGAAUUAACUAAAACACCAUCUCCUUCAAAAAGACAUUUUAUUAAUUUAACUAAAAAUACAGAUGUUCCGGAGACGUCUUUUUUUAAAAAAGAUAGAUUUGAAUUUACCAUAAAAAUUCACAUUCAUUCAUCAUGUACCACCUAUCAUUUUGCCCAUUUUGAUGAGUUAUGUUCAAAAAAAAUAGUAGAAUCUAUUCGCCUUGCAGUACAAUGUAACAAUAGAGAUGAAUUGACAAAAUUUGACAUGAAUCAUGCUUCAUUGACGGAAUGUAAAAAACAAAAAAAUAAAUUAAUGACAUGGAAAACUGCUUUGGAAUUGGAAAAUGAAAGAUUGACAAAAGUAUUGUUAGAAGAAAAAGAAAAAUUAAGAGAUGAAGAGAUUGUAAGGACUAUGACAACGAGAAUGUUAUUUGAUGAACAAGAUAAAGUUAAACUUCUUAAGAAGGAAGUAUUAGAGUUAAGAAAAAUUAUAGAUAGUCAAAAUUUAGAUGAUGAAUAUUUAAAUAAUAAACAUUUUUCAUUAAACAAAAAAAAGAAACGUUUUUUUAAAAGAAGAUAUAAAAAAAAAAAUUGUAAUAAUGCUAAUAAUAAUCUUUCUUCAUCACUUAAUACAUCUGACCUGGAGGAUGAAUUGGAUGAUAUGAUACUGGAAGUUCCCUGUAAAGAAUUUUCAGGUGAUUUUUUAAUUGAUGAUAGUUUUCCAAAUAUUAACAUUGGUUCACGUGUCAAAGAAAGUAUGGCUUCAAGUUUAACUUCAUCCUAUAUAUCAAAUUAUUCAUAUUGA
This is a messenger RNA of Strongyloides ratti, 1314 nucleotides long. RefSeq lists its product as hypothetical. The coding region runs from base 1 to 1314 and encodes 437 amino acids. The record is from RefSeq and is a predicted model, not a curated record. NCBI's taxonomy places the organism in Eukaryota, Metazoa, Nematoda, Chromadorea, Rhabditida, Strongyloididae. The transcript has 4 exons.